Molecule: messenger RNA, 529 nt
Organism: Hibiscus syriacus
Lineage: Eukaryota; Viridiplantae; Streptophyta; Magnoliopsida; Malvales; Malvaceae
Product: bet1-like SNARE 1-1
Exons: 5
Coding region: 97-465 (122 amino acids)
Source: RefSeq, a predicted model, not a curated record
CUCUUCUGCUACCAUAACUGGGAAAUUAAAAAAUUCCAGUCCAUCUUCCUUUUAAAGCGGAGAAAAAGGGCUUUGAUUCUCCCAUUUUGCAGAACCAUGAAUCCUAGACGGGACAUGCGUAACAACAGAGUUGCACUUUUUGACGGCAUCGAGGAGGGUAGCAUAAGGGCCUCAUCUUCUUACUCACACGAAAUCGAUGAGCAUGAAAAUGAAAGAGCAAUGGAAGGAUUGCAAGAUAGAGUGAAUCUGCUGAAGAGACUGUCAGGUGAUAUACAUGAGGAGGUGGAUAGUCACAAUCGCAUGCUGGAUCGGAUGGGAAAUGAUAUGGAUGCAUCCAGGGGAAUACUCUCAGGAACCAUGGACAAGUUUAAGAUGGUAUUCGAGACCAAAUCAAGCAGAAGAAUGUUUACACUGGUGGCAUCUUUUGUGGUUAUUUUCCUUGUCGUAUACUAUCUUACUAAGUAACCGAUCUAUGAUGUUUUUGCUGAUAACUUUAUGUGACAAUUUGAAAGACCCUCUUUAUACAUGG